GGAGAAAUUAAGAUGUCUUCGUCGUCAUACGCGGAAGCAAUAGAUGAACUAAAUAAACUUUUGAGGGAUAAGAGUAAUUUGGAGAAUGUAGCAGCCGAAAAGGUGGGGCAGUUGACGGGUGAGCUAGAGACUUUUGCUGCCGAAAAGAUCAGGCAGUUGACCACUGAUUUAUCAUUAUUAGACUCCACCAAACCAAUAUUUGAUCCCGUCCAAAGAAUCCAAACCGGCUUCUCCCAUUUCAAGAAAUGGAAUUUUCAGAAGAGACCUGCUUUGUAUGGUGAACUGGCCAAAACUCAGAGCCCAAAGUUUUUAGUGUUCGCAUGCUCAGACUCUAGAGUGUGUCCUUCUCACAUCCUCAAUUUCCAACCCGGUGAAGCGUUUUUAGUCAGGAACAUUGCUAAUAUGGUGCCUCCAUACGAUCAGAAAAAACACUCUGGGGUAGGGGCUGCCAUUGAAUACGCAGUGGUGCAUCUCCAUGUGGAGAACAUUUUGGUCAUUGGACAUAGUCAUUGUGGAGGAAUUAAAGGCCUCAUGAACAUCCCAGAUGAUGGCUCCACAAACAGCCAUUUCAUUGAGAACUGGGUACAAAUUUGUUCAUCUGCCAAAACCAAGAUUCAACAACAAUCUUCUGCCAACUCAGAUUUCACAGAACAAUGCUCAAAGUGUGAAAGGGAGGCUGUAAAUGUAUCUCUUGAGAACUUAUUAACAUAUGGAUUUGUGAAAGAUGCCGUGGUGAAGAAAACGCUUCAUUUGAGAGGUGGACAUUAUGAUUUCGUCGAGGGAUCUUUUCAGCUGUGGGAUUUUGAUUCUGCUGCUGCUUUAUUACCAUCAUCAUCAUCAUCUUCCUCUGUUUGAUUGAAUGAAUGAAUU
This is a messenger RNA of Impatiens glandulifera, 870 nucleotides long. RefSeq names its product carbonic anhydrase 2-like. The record is from RefSeq and is a predicted model, not a curated record. Bases 13 to 855 code for a protein of 280 amino acids. The transcript has 6 exons. Gene Ontology annotation, molecular function: zinc ion binding; carbonate dehydratase activity. Gene Ontology annotation, biological process: carbon utilization. Lineage: Eukaryota; Viridiplantae; Streptophyta; Magnoliopsida; Ericales; Balsaminaceae.